GGGCGGGGCAGAGGCGCUGCGAGGCGCGCACGGACCAGAGCGCAGCGCUGUCAGCUCCGCACCGCGCCGGUCCCGCCGCGCCCGAACGGUGAGCGAGGGACGCGGGCAGCUCUCCGAGAGACUCGGCAUCCCGGUACCGGGACCCCGCGGCUUCCCCGUGCCUGGACUCUUCCCUGGCCGCCGCCUCUCAUAUUCCCGGCAGCACGCCGCAAUCAUGAGUGAUCGAAAGGCAGUGAUCAAAAAUGCGGACAUGUCAGAAGAAAUGCAGCAAGACUCGGUGGAGUGUGCAACUCAAGCUUUGGAGAAAUACAACAUAGAGAAGGACAUCGCUGCCCACAUAAAGAAGGAAUUUGACAAGAAAUACAAUCCCACGUGGCACUGCAUUGUGGGAAGGAAUUUUGGCAGCUAUGUGACUCAUGAAACCAAGCACUUCAUCUACUUCUACCUCGGCCAAGUGGCUAUUCUUCUUUUCAAGUCUGGCUAGAACCAUGGACUGUUACUGAAACUUGCACCUGGGUACAGGACUGCACACUGAUUCCCACCUUCAGCCUUCCUGGGGAAACUCUUGAUCUUCAGGUGUUUUGUUGCAUUGUUAAUGGUCAGGGAUUUUGCUGUAUUGGCUGGCAUUUUCAUUGUGGCUAUAUAAAAAAGCAAAAAUGUCUUCCUUGUAUUUAUUUUCCUUCAGAAGAUGGCUUCUUUGCUAAUAAAACUGCUGGAACAAGUUUAUCCCUUUA
Molecule: messenger RNA, 734 nt
Organism: Oenanthe melanoleuca
Lineage: Eukaryota; Metazoa; Chordata; Aves; Passeriformes; Muscicapidae
Product: dynein light chain 1, cytoplasmic
Exons: 3
Coding region: 215-484 (89 amino acids)
Biological process (GO): cilium assembly; microtubule-based process
Cellular component (GO): cytoplasmic dynein complex
Molecular function (GO): dynein light intermediate chain binding; dynein intermediate chain binding
Source: RefSeq, a predicted model, not a curated record